UCGCCCAUGCCUAAUCGAUUUUACCUACCAGAUACUAUGGUCACUUGGCCGUGGAAAACGAGAACCAACCCUCAUGCUGACGAGGUAGAGGAGAAAUGCGUUGAAUGGUGUAACGCGUUUCCCAUGAUGACGAAGGCAUACAAGAAGCUCAAGCCAGAUCACCUUCUCGUCGUAUCUCUCUUCGUCCUCGUCAUCAUCUUGGUCGACGACUGUACGGACGCCGAGAACGCCGACGUAGCUCGGAAAACUGCGGAUCUUGUGAAAGACGCCUUCGAGCACUCCGAUCAGCCCAGGCCUGCAGGCGAAGGGCCCAUCGGCGAAAUCGUGCGCCGGUUCUGGCAAUUCUCUAUCGGGGUAAUUACCGCUAACGUCCAAGUCGCUUUUCUCAAGCACUUCGACGAGUUCCUCGAUUCCAUCGUUACGCAAGCAGGCCAACGCGAUGAGGACGUUCGACUCAGCGUUGACAAAUACCUAAAGCUGCGCAGGGACAACGUCGGCGUCAUGCCUUUCUUCCCUUUCCUCAGAACCACGUCAGGACCUGACCUUCCAGAGGAGAUUUGGGACUCUGCGGUUAUCGCUGAGAUGACUGGCCAUAUCAUCGACAUGUACAUCUUCGAUAAUGAUACGAUUUCCUACGGUCGCGAGUACGCCCUGGGCGACACCGGGCACAACAUCGUAACACUACUCAUGCAAGAGCACGGCAUCGACGUCGGAAGCGCCGUCGCAUGGGCCACCGCCCGCCACGCCGCUGCUCAGAAAGCGUUCAAGGAUGGCCUGGAACGCCUCCCAUCUCUCGGUUCCCAUGCGGAUGCCCAAGUCAAGGAGUACCUGAAUGGGUUGGGAUACUGGAUCAGGGCAUACCACGUCUGGUCCUUCAAGAUCGAGCGCUACUUCGAUGGCCGCGGGGACGAAGUGAAAGCCAGCCGCCUUGUUCAGCUCAAGCCUCCCGCAAGCAGCGUGCAGUCUUCUGCACAUUAACACG
Molecule: messenger RNA, 982 nt
Organism: Coniophora puteana RWD-64-598 SS2
Lineage: Eukaryota; Fungi; Basidiomycota; Agaricomycetes; Boletales; Coniophoraceae
Product: terpenoid synthase
Exons: 4
Coding region: 7-978 (323 amino acids)
Source: RefSeq, a predicted model, not a curated record